Mucor mucedo is the source of this 927-nucleotide messenger RNA. RefSeq lists its product as uncharacterized. NCBI's taxonomy places the organism in Eukaryota, Fungi, Mucoromycota, Mucoromycetes, Mucorales, Mucoraceae. Bases 62 to 607 code for a protein of 181 amino acids. Gene Ontology annotation, cellular component: mitochondrial large ribosomal subunit; mitochondrion. The transcript is spliced from 2 exons. The record is from RefSeq and is a predicted model, not a curated record.
UUUUUUUUUUUUUUUUGGUUCCCCUUUUUUUAUUUCUCUUUGAAUCUCAUUUUAUACUACCAUGUUUGCCUGUCAACGUAUUGCAUUAAACGUCAGUAAGAGACAGUUUCAUACCGUGCCUGCUAUUUCAGCAGCUGAGGGACUUUUUGGAAAGUUCAAUCCUUGGGCCAACAAGACCCAACCUGAACAAGUUGUAACUCCAGCUCAACCCACGAAUCAAGACAUUACCACCUUUAAUGUUAAAUACCAAGACGCAGACGAUAUUGCCAGUUGGAAGAGAACAGACGUCUUGACAAAUCACGAAGAAAUCGAAUCCGCUGUCAAAUCAGUCAUUCUUCAACAUGUCCAAGGUGCCACCGAAACCAACUGGAAAGAUUUAUCCAUUGAUGACUUAAACACCAAAUUCAAGAUUUUAAAAGAUAGCAUUAAAGAAACCGGUAAAGAAGUACCCAACUAUGAAUUAAAUGGAUUAGAGACAACAAAGGAUGUAUUGGCAUAUUUCAAGACAGGUGGACCUUUAGAAGCUCAAAAGGUCACCAUCGAAGCCUAUUUCGAGGACAACCGUGAAUCAUUACCCAAGAACUUGACAUUUGUUCCCAGAGAAUAAAAAAAAAAAAAUCGUAGCAUGUACAAAUUUUUAAAUAGAAUAAAAUAAGGAAAAACAAAAGAGAGAAAGCUGUUUAUAAAGAGAGUGAUGAGGAUGAGGUUGAUAAUGUACGUUGACAGAUAUCGUUCAAUAGUUUUUGAUGCAUACUCCAAAGUCGAUCGGGUGGCACAAUACUAAAAUAGAUCGCUAAAAGUUCUUGAUGAGGAUGAGGUCCCUUUUGGUAAAGAAAGUAAUAUUGGCUAUUACUAGACUCUUUGAUCGCUUUUGUUCUCGUUGUAUCUAGACGAAAUGAAAUACCCAACUGUAACAUUUGAUUACAC